Aphanomyces astaci is the source of this 204-nucleotide messenger RNA. RefSeq lists its product as hypothetical. Bases 1 to 204 code for a protein of 67 amino acids. The transcript has 2 exons. Lineage: Eukaryota; Oomycota; Saprolegniomycetes; Saprolegniales; Verrucalvaceae. The record is from RefSeq and is a predicted model, not a curated record.
AUGAUCAUGAUGGCAUACUUGGAGUAUCAUCACUCAGCGUACCUUCUCAACACAUCAAAGCCGAUGUCUAUCUUGACUGGAGCAAUGUGGGUCGCUGAAAUGCUCGACGACAACGAAGAUGCCUUCAUUGAUACCUUCCGAAUGCCCGGCGCAACCUUUGGAGUGCUUCUGACGGCGCUCGAUAUCACGGACGGACGGGCGUAA